GCAUUUAUAAAGACAUGUCAUUCACCAGUGCGAAAUAGUGUCUACAUGGAUCUUGUCCCAACACACUCUGUUAAUCACUAGCUGACUAGACAACAUGAUGAACUGGAGACGUAAAUCCUAUUUGUUUCAGUUUGUGUCUUUAGUCUUGUGUUCGGAGCGGAUACUCGUAGCGGGUGAAAACUUUACGUUUACUGGAAAGAGCAUUGCUGAUAGUAAGAGUGAUCGCGCGGAUGAUGAAUUAGGUGUGGACCCCGGCUUUGAUCUUUUCUUUGCUUCUAAUGACCGGGAAAUGGAAAAUGUUCCAAUUUACUUCGCCGAACCUCUACCAUCUUGGUUAAAAGGCACAUUGAUUCGGAACGGACUCGGGAAGUAUGAAAUUGGCGGCCGGCGUUUCACGCAUACGUUUGAUGCAUUUGCCAAGCUCAGCAGUUGGAAAUUUCCCGGCAAUGGCAGUAUUUUCUUUUCCACAAAAUUCCUCCAAAGUGAAUUUUACACAGAAUCUAUAAAACGCAAUGACAUUGCUCCCUAUCUCUUGUUUGAAUCCGUCAAUCCACCAUUCAAUAUGAUACAAAGAUUAGAAGCAUUGGUACGGGGUAUUGACAAUAUGAAUGUGAACGUUUAUAAGUUUGGAAACGGUGAUGUGGUAGCCUUGAAUGAUUUCUGGAAAGUCUAUAAAAUAGCACCUAGUUCGUUGAAAACUCUUUUUUCAGUGUCAGCCCCUGUCAACAUGCAGAAAACCCCAUCAACAUUUUCGUUUCUAAAUUUCCUCUCCUCUGCACAUCCGCUACCGGAAAUGGGAACUGCCAAUCAUUUGACAUACUUGUCGAGUGUAAAUAUCAUUCCGGGUUUGAAAAGCAAAAUAUCACUUGUCAGAAUCAAAUCGUCUGAAGAGAGGGACAUUAUUACCUCUUGGGAGGUGGACCGCAUUCCUUACAUGCAUUCGUUUGCUGCAACCGAACACUACGCCAUAUUCUUUGCAUGUCCAUAUUAUAUCAAUGUAGAGAAAAUGGUUCAGUAUGCAAUUCCAGAAAAAGCGUUAGACUGGGAACCCGACACACCAACAACUCUAUAUGUAGUGCACAUUAAAUCUGGAGAAGUGUACACUUUAAAAACGGAAAAUGUUUUUAUGAUGCAUCAGAUUAAUGCUUUUGAGCAGGACAGUUCGAAAAUCAUCGUUGAUAUUUCGUCAUACAGAAAUCCGGACUUCGUAAAGAAUUUAGAAAUAAAGAAUUUAUUAGACCCAGUAAAACGGAACCAGUUUGACACAAGGGCAUCUGUAAGGCGAUAUUCCAUUGAUAUUGACUCAUUAACGGUGACAUGGAAAACAUUCGAGGACUCCCGAGAAGCACCGUGUGCGUCGGCCCUGGAUCUCCCAUCAAUAAAUGAAAACUUUCGAUAUCGAUCGUAUUGCUUUGCGUAUGGUGUGGCUUUGAAAUGCAACAACAAAUCUCUGAGUGAUAUAGCUCUGGUCAAGAAAGACCUAUGCGGCCGUGGGCAGGAUAAAAUGUGGAAAAUAACCAAUCAUUAUGUCGUGGAGGCGUGGUUUAUCCCGACUCCAGGGGGGAGCGACGAGGAUGAUGGUUAUCUUGUUCUUCCGGUGUUGAACGGAGAGAAAAAGUACAGUUAUCUGGCUUUUCUGAACGCACGCACUAUGGAGAUUGUCAAUUCCGCCGAGCUCCCUACCAUUGUGCCCUUUAAUCUUCACGGACGUUUCUUCCAAGAUUUGAUAUAAUAUAUUCAGUCACGUGAAUUUUUUUUUCAUAUCUUCAUAAUGUAUUGUGUGAAUUAUUUUGCAUAUAGUUUUCCUUUUAUUAAAAUGAAUAUACGUGUAUAUAAUUUGUAAGCUUUUCAUGAAAAUAUUUUGUACGUUUUUAUGAAAAAUGUUUUGUACGUUUUUAUGAACUAUUUAUAAAUGCUAUGCUAUU
Ostrea edulis (European flat oyster) is the source of this 1925-nucleotide messenger RNA. RefSeq names its product beta,beta-carotene 15,15'-dioxygenase-like. Gene Ontology annotation, biological process: retinal metabolic process; carotene catabolic process. Bases 95 to 1732 code for a protein of 545 amino acids. Gene Ontology annotation, molecular function: beta-carotene 15,15'-dioxygenase activity; carotenoid dioxygenase activity. The record is from RefSeq and is a predicted model, not a curated record. NCBI's taxonomy places the organism in Eukaryota, Metazoa, Mollusca, Bivalvia, Ostreida, Ostreidae. The transcript has 2 exons.